AUGUCAGCCCCCCGUAAAAUCGCUAUCAUUACCGGUACCAGUGGUAACCUUGGUAUCAAUAUCGCUUAUAGACUAUGCGAUGAGAUUCCCUCAGAUCACAGAUUGACUAUUAUAGUGACAUCUAGAACACUAGUUAAAGCUAAUGAAACGAUAAAGUCCAUUGAGAAAUACAACGAUGAGCACUCGCAUCGGAAAACAGGAUUUCUUGACUUUGAUUACUUGCUUUUAGAUUUUGGUGACAUGAUCUCAGUGGCUACUGCUAUCUACAAGCUGAAGAAAGAUUACCCUAAGCUCGACUAUUUGUUUCUCAACGCCUCACAAAAUGCCCAUGAUCAUUUCGAUUACUUUGCGGCUACUAAACAGAUGCUUAGUGACCCAAUUGGCGCUUCUACGUGUCCUGAAUAUAAAAUGGAGAAGGUUGGUGUUAAGACCAAAGAUGGCAUGGGCUUUGUCUUCCAGGUCAAUGUGUUUGGUCCUUUCUACUUUAUCGAGUCACUUAAAAAGUGUCUAUUUGUCAAAUCUGAAGAUCCAAGAAUUAUCUGGGUUGGUUCCGUUAUGUCCAAGACCAAGUAUCUCUCUUUCGAUGACAUGCAACUACUUAGAACUGAAGUGCCAUACGGAGGAUCGAAAAGACUCGUGGAUUUGGUGCACUUGGCUACUUACAAGGAGCUAUAUGAUGAGUAUGGUAUUAAACAGUAUCUCACUCAUCCCGGUGUGUUUGUUUCAUUCUCCUUCUUCAAGUUUUUGAACAUUUUCAGUUACUACAUUAUGAUGAUGAUGUUCUAUAUGGCCAGGUUUCUGGGUUCUCCUUGGCACAAUCUCACUGGUUGGAAUGCUGCCAAUGCUCCUAUUUUUGUAGCACUGAAAGCUGAUAUUAAGUCCGAUAGGCAGGAUCUUAAGUAUGGCAGUGCUUCCACCGCAAGAGGCCACGAGUAUUUGAAGAUCGAUGAAAUCGACCCUACUGGUAAAGAUGACGUUCUUAAGUACCUAAAACAGCUUAAGGAAGAGUGGGAUGAAAAAUUGAAGGACCAGGUUACUGAUACCAGAAGAGCUUAUUAG
Brettanomyces nanus is the source of this 1059-nucleotide messenger RNA. RefSeq lists its product as uncharacterized. Gene Ontology annotation, molecular function: 3-beta-hydroxysteroid 3-dehydrogenase (NADP+) activity. The coding region runs from base 1 to 1059 and encodes 352 amino acids. Gene Ontology annotation, cellular component: endoplasmic reticulum membrane; lipid droplet; mitochondrial outer membrane. Gene Ontology annotation, biological process: ergosterol biosynthetic process. NCBI's taxonomy places the organism in Eukaryota, Fungi, Ascomycota, Pichiomycetes, Pichiales, Pichiaceae. The transcript has a single exon. The record is from RefSeq and is a predicted model, not a curated record.